Molecule: messenger RNA, 3918 nt
Organism: Stylonychia lemnae
Lineage: Eukaryota; Ciliophora; Spirotrichea; Sporadotrichida; Oxytrichidae
Source: the annotation of a GenBank genome assembly
AUGUUGUGCCCAAACUGCCAAGUUGAAUUCAAUUCGACAACGAAUAUACCUAGAAUACUCAUCUUUUGUGGCCAUACUUUCUGUCAUAAUUGCAUUGAAUAACUACUGAGCUACUCGGAUGACAAUCCAGCCAAUAAAUAAUAGCUUGAAUGCCCUGAAUGCAGCACUCUAAACAUUGCAGCGGAUGGAAUCAAUUCAUUCCCCAAAAAUCUUGUUCUUCUGCAGGUCCAAGCUUAAAGCCAAAUCAAUACUUAAAAUAAUAGCACCAAUAAUAGUCAAAUACAGCCAAGUCAGAGCAAAAAGGAAACUUCAAACUCAGAUAAAAACAGAUAAGAAUCUUUGUUCAGAUAAUCAUAGUAGCAAUAGUAAAAUUAACAAUAAGAGCCGCCUAAAGCUUUAUGCAAUUUGCAUAAUAAAAAACUUGAGGCAUUUUGCGAGAAAGACUUGCAAGUGCUUUGCAUAGACUGUAUACUUUCAGAUCAGCAUAAAUCACAUGAAAUUAUUAGUGUCUAAAAAGCUGCUGAAAAAUAAAGGCAAUAACUUUAUGAUGAAGUUACAAAUGCAUAAAAAACUGAGGAAAAACUCAAAUUCAUAUAAAAUGACAUAAAAAGACAUGUAGGAGAAAUGCAUCAGCAAGCAGAGAAGAAUCGAAAAGAACUUUCCUCAAUUUACAGUUACGUGAGAGAGCUUCUGUUAGAAAGAGAACAAACAUUGAAAAGAUAGAUAAGUGAAAAUCUUACUAGAGAAGAGUAGGAGAGUGAACAGAAGUCCAGCGAAAUCACUGACUUCAUAAGCACCAUAAAUCUUUUGAAAGCAGAAUUAUUAUAGCAGAAUCAAGAAUCGGAAAUAGAAAUACUUUAAAAGGCAAAAUAAAGAACAUUAAUAUCGGGUGAAGUUAAUGGAACUAAAUCUAGGGAGAUUAUUGCAUUUAACUUAGUAAAUCUUUCCUAGGCAUGCUAAUCAUUGAAUGAAAUCAAAAGAGAUCAAGAAUUAACUUAAAUAAGCAAAAUUCUAAAUCCCACUUACAAAGGCCCAGCUAUUGGCCAAACUUUGGGGUAAGCUUAAUCAAAUUUAUAUUAGCAUACUAUGUCAACAGCCAAUAAAAUCAAAAAAGCUGGUACUUAAGUUUAAAGCACAAUUAGCAAUAACUUAAAUGGUUUAAUGCCUCAACCCCAAUUCAAUCCUGUAUUGAUUACAUAAAAUUCUGAUAAAUAAAAAGAUGAAAUAAAAAGAACUUGCUAAAAAUCUAAUCCUAGUAACAAUCCAACAAAAUCUAAAGUAAGCCCUAACAGAAUUCCAAUGAAGCAAUAAACUUAACUUUACUAGCCAAAUAAGAAGCAAGGAGUGACUGUCUUAGAUUAAAAUAAGUAAAAACCUUAAGUAUAGUAGUAACAAUAAUUCAACAAACCUUUGCCAAAGAAUCAAGGAAGCUUCAAUAAUCAUUUGACUAAUCCAAAUCAAAUAAAUCUCUAUAACUAUAACUAGUAUAACUAAUAGUACCUGAUGAACCAAAAUAUGGGCAAUCAGGCAGAUGAUAUGUGCUAAGAUGGCCUAGGAAAUCUUGGAGGUGAUGAUGUCUCAAGCAUUUAUCCAUUAGAAACAAAUGAUAUGUACUACCAGUAUUAAGAUAAUCAAAACACGCAAAGAACUGGAUUAAAGAGGGAUGAAUCUGUAGGUGCCUUGGAAAACAUUCUUGAAAGUCUUAAUAAAAGUGCUAAUCAUGAGAUUAACUCAAAUGAAAUUGAAAAGUAAGGUAACUCGACAGCCUCGGAAACUGGGGGUUCGUAGUAGGAUAUAAUUUCUCCACCUGUUUAAGAUAAUAAGCUAAAAUAGAUAAAGAGUUAAGUGGAAAGUCCUAAGCAAAGAAAGAACAACCCUUGGAAAGCAUAAAAUAAUAACAUAAACAAACAAAAUAAAUCUGGCAAGAAAUCUAUGAAAAAAGAUAACAGCACAACAGACCUAGAAGAUUUUAAGCUGAAUAAAAAUAGGCUUAUUAAUGUGAAUUAGUGCAAUACAGAUGGCAAUUCUCUGCUUAGAGUUCAGGAAGAAAAGAAAGGAAAUAAAAGAAAUAGCAGCUUACAUAGAUACAGCAGCAAUAAUAAUAAUGCAAAUAUCAACAGUGAAAGUCCAUCUGGUUAAAAAGGCAGUUUAGCCUUUAUGAAUCAGUACGAUGAUUAAGAAGUCUAAAAGCUAAAUUUAAUCGCAUGUUCAGUAGAGAAUUUCUAAUACGGCAAUAACAAUAAUGCCCAUUAGCUUCAAAGCUUAUCUCAAGAGAGAGCUAAAAGAAAACAGCAGAAAAUGAAUGAAGUGUUUUCUAAUGAGCAAUCACCUUUCAAAGCUGAAACUUCAAGAUCAAAGGAUUUUGAUAAAAACCAAAUUCUUGACAUGCUGAGCUAAUGCACAAAGAAUAUAGAUUCCAUGAAUUUUAAGCCAAUCUCUAGAAGGUAAAAUCUUCAGUAAUCCAACAGUCAUCAAGAUUCACCAGUAAAACUACAAUCUAUUAAUUCAUCUAAGGCUGCUGUGUGCUUAGUAGAUCUUACUAAGAAAGACGAGGAGGAACAAUAAUAAAUGAGAGUUUUAAGUCCUGAUGAAAGAGAUCUUAUUAGAGAAAAUGAAGAAUAAGAAGGCAAUCUUUCUAAAAAUAUUCCAAAUGCUACUAAUCAAAAAGAUUUAUCCCCAUUUAAGCAUGCUAAAAACAUUCAUCACUCAAACAGUGAGUAAUCUUAUAAUAGUUCUCCUAAUAGAUAGCAAGUAAUGAAAUCAACAGAGAGCCUAGAUAACCUCAUGACUAAAGUCAUUAAGAAUUAGGAUAAUUCAUUAGAAUUAAAGAAUCAGCCAUUCAAUCUAGUUGGUGGAGAGAGUUACCUUCAGCAGAGUGUUUCAGUUGAUACGAGUGUCAGUGAUCCAUUUAGAGCCUUAUGCAGAGUAAAAGAGGAAUUCAUCUUCGUAUUUUCUGGAUUCAAUGAUUCAAAGUUACUUACUUGUGAAGCUCUAGAUAUUUAAAGAGGAACUUGGAAGGAAAUAUCUUAGAUAAGUAAAGCUAGAACUAAAUUCUCAGCUGUCCCUAUAUCAAAAUCAAGGAUCUUGAUAUUUGGUGGAAAAUAAGCUGAUGGCUCAAGAACAGGCGAUAUUGAAGAGUAUAACUUAAAGACUAAUAAAUUCAAGAUCUUACCCUUUAAGCUUCCAAAAGCAAAGUCAGGAUUUUCAUCAUGCGUUAAGAGAGAAGAAGGCAAAAUAUUCUUCUGUGGUGGCAACAGUGGAAGCGUGUUGAAGAAAUUCGAUUGCUUGGAUCUGAAGAAAGGCAAAUGGUCUCGCUGGCCCGAAAUGAUUUAAAAGAGAGAUGAGCUUGCUGUAGCCCUUGGUCCUGAUGGAAAAAUAUACGCAAUUGGUGGAUAUGGAGGUGGCACCCCUAACUACUCUGGAAAUUAAUAAGAUGACAACUAAUAAGAUAAAAACGGAAGUAAUAGCAAGAGUUAAUCUUCUAACUGUUUGAGAACAGCAGAGAGAUUUGACUUUAACACCGGCUAAUGGGAAAUGCUGCCAGAGAUGAAUGAGGCGAGAAGAGCCCUUGCAGCUGUAGCUCUGCCUGAUGGAAUAUAUGCAAUAGGUGGCUAUGAUGGCAAGUAGUAUCUCUCCUCAGUUGAAAAGUAAGUUUCUUAAAAUUCUUAAUUUUCUAACAUUAGGUUUGAUUUGUAAAAGUAGCAAUGGAUUCCUGUAAAGAGCAUGAAUACAAGUAGAUGCACCCUCUCAGCGGUUGUCAGUAGUGAUUGCUAAUUCAUUUAUGCUUUGGGAGGAUUCAAUGGAAAUUCUUUAGAUUUGGUGGAAAGAUAUAAUACAAUGACUGAUGAAUGGGAAUUCGUCACCCCAAUGAUAUCAAAGAGAUUCAUGCAUGAGGCAGUAUGCCUUGUCACACACUGA